GAAGGUCCCAAAAGUAAAUAGGUCCGUUGAAUAAGCCCCGGUAAUUAUAUAUGCAGGAGUGCAAAGGUUAUUGUUGGCUAACAAUAGAACACACGAGGCCUGAAGACGACAUGAUCAAGGUGUGACCGCUCACUUCAUCGAAGAUCGUCAGGCUGUUCACGUCUCCCCCUGUAGCCAGCAUGUCGCCGACCUGUGGGGUGUGUUGUGUGUUCGUCUGCUUCACGGUCCUGUGCUUUCUACCGUCAGCAGAGGCGCAAACCAAAUGUGUCGCUUGCAGCUACCAGAUGGCCGGUGAUGGCACGACGGACUACGCAUGCGUGAACGAUUCUCUACGUCACACGCAUAGUACGAACAUCACCUGCAAUUUUACCACACACAGCUGUGUCAUCAAAGCCGUCUAUCGAUAUGAAGGUUAUCAAGAACUUCAGUCUGUCACGAGAAGCUGUCUGCCAGCAUCAGCCACAUCGUCGGAAGUCUGUGGUUACACCGACAGACGGACAUGUUUGCUGGAAUGCAAGACCAACAUGUGUAAUGCCGAGUCUAACGCCGACCUCGCCAAGAUAUACAUCAGCUCCAGCGAGGCACAAAACAAAUGUGUCGCUUGCAGCUACAACUUCGCCGGUGACGGCACGGUGGACUACGCAUGCGUGAACGAUUCUAUACGUCACACGACUAGUUCGAAUAUCACCUGCGACUUCACCACACACAGCUGUGUCAUCAAAGCCGUCUAUCGAUAUGAAGGUUAUCAAGAACUUCAGUCUGUCACGAGAGACUGUCUGCCAACAUCAGCCACAUCGUUGGAAGUCUGUGGUUACACCGACAGACGGACAUGUUUGUUGGAAUGCAAGACCCACAUGUGUAAUGCCGAGUCCAACGCCGACCUCGCCAAGAUAUACAUCAGCUCCAGCGAGGCACAAAACAAAUGUGUGGCUUGCACCUACCAGAUGGCCGGUGAUGGCACGGUGGACUACGCAUGCGUGAACGAUCCUCUAAGUCACAAGCUUAGUUCGAACAUCACUUGUGACUUCACCACACACAGCUGUGUCAUCAAAGCCGUCUAUCGAUAUGAAGGUUAUCAAUACCUUCAGUCUGUCACGAGAGGCUGUCUGCCAACAUCAGCCACAUCGUCGGAAGUCUGUGGUAACACCGACAGACGGACAUGUUUGCUGGAAUGCAAGACCAACAUGUGUAAUGCCGAGUCCAACGCCGACCUCGCCAAGAUAUACAUCAGAUCCAGCGAGGCACAAAACAAAUGUGUCGCUUGCAGCUACCAGAUGGCCGGUGAUGGCACGGUGGACUACGCAUGCGUGAACGAUCCUCUAAGUCACAAGCUUAGUUCGAACAUCACCUGCGACUUCACCACUUACAGCUGUGUCACCAAAGCCGUCUAUCGAUAUGAAGGUUAUGUAGAACUUCAGUCUGUCACGAGAGACUGUCUGCCACCAUCAGCCACAUCGUCGGAAGUCUGUGGUUACACCGACAGACGGACAUGUUUGCUGGAAUGCAAGACCAACAUGUGUAAUGUCGAGUCCAACGCCGACCUCGCCAAGAUAUACAUCAGCUCCAGCGAUAACCUGUCUAACUCUGUGCCAGCCAUGACCAUAGUUUUACAGCUCGUCUCGUGCCUGAGUAUCCUCUCAAUCACUUUGAUAUGACAGAAACAACAUCCUUAAAGGUGAACAUGCAUACGGACAUGCAGACUGCUGAUAAGAGCAACUCAAGCCAAAUAGCUCCUGUUAACAAAACUUAUAGUCAGUGAGCCAAUAUCCAAGUAAAUGUUGUCUCGGUCAAAUCACCUGUUGUUGUUAUACAUUGUACACGCUGAACAUUUACAUUUAUUUUUGCAUUAUGUCUGAGCAAAACAUGACGAGAGAGAAAUAAAUGACAUGCGAUUGUUUCUGGACUUAAUAAGAGAAAAAAGUCAAUGACUUCAGCGAGAGAGACAGUUGUGUCGGUUUCUUGUGACGAUCAAUGCUUAUCUCACUUCCUCGGACAUGUUGUAAGUGACUCACUCACAUCUCACUGUUUAGUGUCUCUUAUAGUUUACACAAUCUUAGAAAUGAAUGAAAUAACACAUACCAUAAUUUCAAGGUUCAGUUGUUUUGCUGUUGUUAUUUGUCGUGUUUGUGAAGAAAGGGAUUUUAAAAAUAAAUCUGUUCAACUCUG
Molecule: messenger RNA, 2166 nt
Organism: Pomacea canaliculata
Lineage: Eukaryota; Metazoa; Mollusca; Gastropoda; Architaenioglossa; Ampullariidae
Exons: 9
Coding region: 180-1655 (491 amino acids)
Source: RefSeq, a predicted model, not a curated record